GGGUUUCUCGGUCGGUACAUCACACACAUCUUCUUGCAUUACACAUUCUCCAACGCAUUCCGAGAAAAAAAAAAACAAAAACUCUCUUCAUUUAAAUAGUCCAUUAUGCAAGGAGGUCCAGAGAAGUUGUCAUUCAAUAGGUCAACAGGUACCUUCGGAGUAAUCACAAAUAAUCCAACCAUAUCGCCAGGCUUGCUCGAUCCGUAUAAACAACAAGCAGUUAACUUCAACAAUUGGAACCACCAGAAGACAUUAGAAUUGCAUAAUCAAUAUAAGGCUCUCGAGGAAAGAGCCGUGUUUUGUCUUAAAGCAAAAGACAAAGUCAUCGAAGAGAUGACGAGAAAGUCCUUAGCUAAGGAGGCUCAACUGAAGAAAGCUUUAGCAGAAGCCGAGUUUUGGAAGAAGUCGUUGGAGCAGAAAAGUGCUGUGUGUAGCGAUCUUGCUGGGAGGCUCUUGGAAAUAAAGAGAAGAGAGACGAAGACUAAAAUGGUAGCGGAGAGGAAAUAUGCAGAGGAGGCUGAGUCGUCUACUGGUGAAAAUAGUGACAACGUUUUAGACACGGCAAGGACCCGUGGGUGUAAAAGACGCCGUCUAUGAAAGAGGCGGGGUGUAGGAUUUUGCACACGUUGUUUAGUAGUGGUGUUAUCUUUCAGUGUCUCCACUUCCGUUGUUGGUAUGAGCAUUCAAAUGUAUUAUUGUUUUCUGUUCAAAACAACGCCUCUCACAUUUGUUACAUAUCUUUUUUAUGAAAAAAGUAAUGGGAAAAUGAUCAUUAUCUCAAGUUCUUUUUCUUUUGAGUAGAAUGUCAAAAUUAUCCAAAUCAAAGACUUAUGUUUACAUCAAGUUCAACCUAUUUUGAAAGUGCAAAAGAAUAAAAAAUUAUCCUAAUAUC
Messenger RNA from Brassica oleracea var. oleracea, 892 nucleotides. RefSeq lists its product as uncharacterized. Bases 106 to 597 code for a protein of 163 amino acids. The transcript has 2 exons. Lineage: Eukaryota; Viridiplantae; Streptophyta; Magnoliopsida; Brassicales; Brassicaceae. The record is from RefSeq and is a predicted model, not a curated record.